Messenger RNA from Arctia plantaginis, 294 nucleotides. NCBI's taxonomy places the organism in Eukaryota, Metazoa, Arthropoda, Insecta, Lepidoptera, Erebidae. The record is from the annotation of a GenBank genome assembly.
AUGAAGAAUUCUAUGAUUUUACUCUGUACCAUAUGUUUAGUGCUUAUGUCAAUAUGUUAUGCAGAAGAAAUUAAUAAAGUAUUGUUACAAGACUGUUCUACGCAGAAUACGAAGAAUUGCGCAUUAAAAAAGGAAGAAAUGUCUGACUUUUCUGGUUUAAAACCAAGUGUACACAAAAACAGAGUUAAACGAUAUUUAAUAAGAGUUGGUAAAUGUUCUAUUGGAAAAAUAUUUUACAUCUACAGGUGUUGGUCUUGUGAUGAAUAUCGUGAACUGACUGGAAAGCCUUGUUAA